This is a messenger RNA of Thamnophis sirtalis, 3464 nucleotides long. RefSeq names its product cytohesin 2 (gene CYTH2). Gene Ontology annotation, molecular function: guanyl-nucleotide exchange factor activity. The record is from RefSeq and is a predicted model, not a curated record. Lineage: Eukaryota; Metazoa; Chordata; Lepidosauria; Squamata; Natricidae. Gene Ontology annotation, biological process: regulation of ARF protein signal transduction.
CAGUUUAGAACCCGGCUGCUGAAGGAGGGCAUUGCUGUUGCAGCCCCGAAGAAAGGAGGCAAGAAGAAACUGGGGUUCCCUUUGGCCCUGUUUGGGGGCACUCCGGACGUCAUGGAGGACGGUAUCUAUGUGCCUCCAGAUCUGACACCAGAGGAGAGGCUAGAGUUGGAGAACAUCCGGCGACGGAAGCAGGAGCUCUUGGUGGAAAUCCAACGCUUGAGAGAUGAACUCAGUGAAGCCAUGAAUGAGGUGGAGGGGCUGGAGGCCAAUGAGGGAAGUAAAACUCUACAGAGAAACCGGAAGAUGGGGAUGGGGCGUAAGAAGUUCAAUAUGGAUCCCAAAAAAGGAAUACAAUUCCUGGUGGAAAACGAACUUCUGCGUUCCACACCUGAGGAUAUUGCUCGCUUCCUUUACAAAGGGGAAGGCCUCAACAAGACAGCCAUUGGGGACUACCUUGGCGAGAGGGAGGAGUUUAAUAUUGGUGUGCUCCAUGCCUUUGUUGAUUUGCAUGAAUUUACUGACCUCAACCUAGUGCAAGCACUCAGGCAGUUCCUGUGGAGUUUUCGACUACCAGGAGAAGCCCAGAAAAUUGAUCGCAUGAUGGAAGCCUUUGCUCAGCGCUACUGUCUGUGCAAUCCAGGGGUCUUUCAGUCUACAGAUACUUGUUAUGUCCUCUCUUUUGCGGUGAUCAUGCUAAACACCAGCCUUCACAACCCCAACGUCCGAGACAAGCCCACAGUUGAGAGGUUCAUCACUAUGAACCGUGGUAUCAAUGACGGGGGCGACUUGCCGGAGGAGUUGCUGCGGAAUCUGUACGACAGCAUCCGUAAUGAGCCCUUCAAGAUCCCAGAGGAUGAUGGGAACGACUUGACCCACACAUUUUUUAACCCCGAUCGUGAGGGCUGGCUCCUCAAGCUGGGAGGACGGGUGAAGACCUGGAAGCGACGCUGGUUCAUCUUGACUGACAACUGCCUCUAUUACUUUGAAUACACCACAGAUAAAGAGCCAAGAGGCAUCAUCCCACUGGAAAACCUAAGCAUUCGGGAAGUAGAAGACCCACGGAAACCAAAUUGUUUUGAACUCUACAUUCCCAAUAACAAGGGCCAGCUAAUCAAAGCCUGUAAGACUGAGGCAGAUGGACGUGUGGUUGAGGGGAAUCAUAUGGUCUACCGCAUCUCGGCGCCUACACAGGAAGAAAAAGAUGAGUGGAUUAAAUCCAUCAAGGCUGCUGUAAGCGUGGAUCCUUUUUACGAGAUGUUGGCUGCCCGCAAGAAACGGAUCUCAGUGAAGCAGAAACAGGAGCAGGCAUGAGGUGGGGAUUAGCUAGUUCCCAUCCUUUCCCCUCUCUGUACAUCCUCCUGUAUUAUCUCUCGGAUCUUCUGACAAACCCACCUGGGUUGAACUCCAUGAAACCAACCAUUCCUAUCGUGGGUCCACCACACUACUUGGCCAGUCUAAUGGCAUGCCAGCAUCCCACUGCCUCCACUCACUCAUCCCCCCAUCCCCAGAGCUUCCUCUAGCCCUGUGGGAGUUUGCCAGUGGGACUUGAGCUUGGGCAACUGCCACAGUGCCGCAACUUCAGGGAAUGGAUGCAUUCUUUGUGUUUUGAGGCAGCUUCUCCAAACCGAAUUAAUCUUCAGCCUUCAUCAGACAGAGUCAGAUGUUUUGAAGCAUCUCAGUUAACCCCAGCACACCUUGACUAGGGGCAAUCAGCUUUGAUCAUGGUAAACGAACAUUUCCUACUUUGACUGGACUUCUUCGUUCUGCUUCCCAACAUAACAGCUGGUCUGCAUGUCUGAGAAGAAAAAAAAUGGAAAAACCCUUUCAGACUAUUGGCAGUUUAGAACGUGGGGAAGCCCUUAUUUUCAUUCAUCGGUUACAGAAAAAUCACACCUUGCUCGCCUAAGCCAAGCACAUCAGGGAGUAAUCUAGCAUGUCUUUUGAACUGCUAGUUUUCUGUGUUUCAGGAUCACUCACGUCAUUUAAUUUCCCCAAACUGCUUUCUGAUGCCGAUAAUCACAGGAGCAUUUUUGACAUGCUUUUUCUCUGUAGGAUGUCCCUUUGAGUUUGUUGCCAAACCAGUCACAUUGUGCAUCCAAGAAAGCAGUAUUCUGGGUCUGGCACACUAAUGUUUAUAAGCACCCUAUUUCCCAUUAUUUGGGCUUAAGAAAGGAAGUAAACACACCAACAACAACCAGCUGGGGCCAGAGAGCCAGACAAUUAAACUAUACACACUGACAUAAUUUUGAACACUAUUUGUAGCCUUCAACAGGAAUAACUGACACAUUUGUGACUGACAGCUUGUAAUUGUUCAUUGUUAGGCCCAGAAAUCAUGGUUCCCAAACUUCCUUGACUGCCAAGCAAAAAUUGUCUUAUGGAGUCAUUAGAACAUUGCCUCUACCGCUAAUUCUCCCUGAUCUUUCCUGCCUCAAGUGUAGCAGCAAUAUAUGUGGGGCUUCCUUCUGUAGUUAAUUCAAUACAUUUUUUGGUGGCUUACAGAGGAAUUCAAACAAGAACACUGUCAUGUUAUAACAUGAUCAUUAGGACACUCCCUAAUUGGGUGAUGACAAUUCUGUUUCUGUAGAACUGCAACAAGAAUUGCCUUUCUGCAUUAUCUUUUUCAGAUUCAGAUUUUUAAAAUUCUGGAAACAGUUUUCUUCAUUUAUAAUAAGUCAUUAUAUUAUCAGGAUGUUUAAAAGACUGUAUCUCCCAUUUUUCCAGAACUCAUUUAUACUUGCACAUUCAGGUUAUAAGAUCAGAGAACAAUAAAGAAGGAAGAGAGAAAGAGCUUAUGGAUUGGAAGAAAAAUUAGUCUGUGUAAUUAGUUGUGUGCAUAUUAGGAAAUGCAAAAACAAAAGAGUCCUUGAUUUACAACCAGUCUCUUAGCAACCAAAAUUACAACAUCCUCACUCCCCAAGAGCCAAGAACCCAGAUUCAAAGUUCCAAUAGCUGGGGCCCCACCCCACCCUGCAAUGAUUACACUUUGGGGUUUUGGCAAGAAUCUUGCAUUAUAUGGCCAUUUUCAACUUCCCAUGGUUACAAGACUUAAAUUUACCAAGUUUUUUGCAAAAAAACCUGACAUUUACUUACUGGCAAAAACACCCCCAUUGCAGACAUAGGCCCCCAAAAUGUUGAAAAUUGAAGUGGGACCCAUUUUAACAACUAGAAAAAUGUAUGACCAUAAUUCCAGGCUCAAUUAAGUCAAGGGCAACCUGUAAGUUGUUGUGUUACACUUUUUCCUUUUCCCACCUUCUCCAAGACUUAAGAAGUUUGCUCUUCCCAGUGAUAGCCUCAUCUGACUGGCUUCCCAAGGCCAUCUCCUACUCAAGUGAGAGGGAUAUUGUACUUCUUUAUCUUGCAACUCGCAGCUCCAAAUCUAGUCCACCGUUGCUUUUCCUCAGGUUGUCUCUUAGGUAUAACACCUUGGAGCCUGAAGGCUUUUUCAAACCCCCAAGCUGAGCAUU